UGACAAUAGUCACUAUCACGCGGUAAUUUAAAUUUGCAGAUACACUUUCAGCAUGAGCUCCUUGAGCGACAAGAGCGCGUUAGUGCUGGAGCUGGGGGCACGUUAUGCGCGCUGCGGCGUCUCUGGGGAGCGAACGCCUCGGUGUGUGGAGAGAUGGCAGGUGGGGGAAAUGCUUCAGAAACCGCUGAGCGCAGCCGAGUGGCGCCAAUAUCUGUACCCGAAGCUACACUGUUUGUGUUUUGAGUGGGUGUGGUGCAUACUCUAUUGAAUGUAUUCCGUAGAUGACUUAUACGGCAAACAACAGGCGGCUGCUGGUGAAUCCGGCGCGACGGCGCUUUGUGGUGUGCGAGGAUCUGCUGCUGCCGCGUGUGUUUCGAGAGACACUGCUCAACAUCCUCUUCGAUGUCCUUCAGGUUUCGGCGGUAACGCUGGUGCCGUCGAUGAUGGCGGUUCUGUACGCUACGGCCAAUCACACCGCGUUGGUGGUGGACUGCGGCUGGGCUGAGGCGAGAUUGUUGCCUGUGUUUAAAGGGGUUCCUCUGCCGUAUCUUUAUGAGACUGUCCCUGUUGGCAGUCGGAAUUGCUGCGAAGUUAUUCAACGAGAGCUAAAUUCAUCUCGCGACCAGCCGAUGGACAGUUCGAAGAUUGUCACGCCGGUGACUGAAGCAAUGGCAGAGGAUAUUCUCGAGCGAGCCUGCUUUGCCCAACAAAAGGAUCCAUUGCCCAACAUUGUUUACGCUGAGUUUCAGACAGACGACGACGACGUACUAAAGGUUCCUGGAAAUCUUCGCACUGAUGCAGUGGAACAGCUACUUCUUGGUGACGAAGGCACGGAUGGGACAUCCAUUGUUGACGGCAUCGUCCAGGUUUUGAAGAAGGCCCCACUUGAUGUGAGAGCGGCAAUGCUGGAAAAUGUACUCUUGGUUGGAGGAACUGCAAUGAUUCCUGGCUUGGCACAACGCGUGGUGGAUGAAGUGCGUGAGGCUUUGCACCACGACAACGAAUUUGCUUCUGCUUCAGCUGCUGUCGAUCGAGCCCAGCUCGUUCAGACCUACUUCCCUCGGAACAUGCUUGCAUGGGUCGGUGGCUCAGUUUAUGCUGCCACGGAAAGCGCUCGUGUCUCGGCUAUUUCGUCGCAAGAAUACAAUAGUUCCAAAGGUACCAGUGUCCCUGAUUGGCUCACUGUCGCUGAUGAGGAGUUCUAGACUUGCUGGUGAGUAAAUGUUACUGCAGUAUCAACAUAACCAGAAGAGGUACAAAUUUGAUGGUCAAGCUAGUAUUUUCUUCAUUCAUAAGCUCUGCGAUCUAG
Molecule: messenger RNA, 1309 nt
Organism: Phytophthora nicotianae INRA-310
Lineage: Eukaryota; Oomycota; Peronosporomycetes; Peronosporales; Peronosporaceae
Exons: 8
Coding region: 282-1205 (307 amino acids)
Biological process (GO): microtubule-based movement
Source: RefSeq, a predicted model, not a curated record